This is a messenger RNA of Pseudozyma flocculosa PF-1, 1083 nucleotides long. RefSeq lists its product as uncharacterized. The record is from RefSeq and is a predicted model, not a curated record. The transcript is spliced from 2 exons. Lineage: Eukaryota; Fungi; Basidiomycota; Ustilaginomycetes; Ustilaginales; Ustilaginaceae. The coding region runs from base 1 to 1083 and encodes 360 amino acids.
AUGCGAGUUGGACUGCACCAGAGGCGAUCGGCCUGCUUGCGCACGGCCGCCUUCGUCUUGUCGACAGCCGUGACCCUCAAUCUGCUGACUUCGACGACGUUGGCGACACCCCCCGUUCGGCCGGGCUUUGAUGGCCUCGGCAGGCUCGCGGAGGCCACUGCAGCGGGCGAAGCAGUGGCCGACGAGGCCGCAACCUUCCCUCGAUACGAGUACCUCACCCCUAUCCAUCCGGACUGGAGGGCCGAACAUGUUCAAUACGACUUCACACCUGCAGAAAGCCUCCGCGCGGGCGACUCGGUCACUCUGAUACUCUACCGUGACCACCUCUUCCCGGGACCGCAAGCAGACGAGGGCGCUUCUGCCGCAAACGAGGAAGGAGCAGUGCCCAUAUUCGACUCUGGAGGCAGCGUCGUGCCGCAAUCGACCAGCAGAGAGCGAGCAGAGCCGUCCGGUGCCGUCGACGAGAUCAGGCCGCUAUCCGCGCCUCAGAAGCAGGAGCUGCUCGCACGCGGCGCCAGGCUGCUGCGUGAGACAAGCGAGCGGCUCGGCAGGAGCAAGGUCUUUGGCCUCGGCAAUGACGAGCUGCGAGCCUGGCUCACGAGGAUCUACCGCAUCCGCCAGCGCUCGUCGGGGAUCAUGCAGGACGAAGGCCCAUGGGGCUGGAAGAUGUACGACGCCCUCGACAUCGAAGUGUUGCCAGCAGACAGGACCAAACCGCAAAUUCUCAGGUUCCUGCAAAGCUACCGUACGCGGGAGGGUCCCAGGCUUAGGAACCACCCGCUCGACGAAGACGAGACGGGUCCCUUUGACGGCGCCCCCUGGCCGUUCCAGGAUUUCGCCGUCGGCGGCUUCCGCGUCCGCGUCCUUCCCGGGCGCAUGGGCGUCGAAACGUUCCGAAACAGGCCGAUGGACGAGGACCACCCCGUCGUCGCCUACCGCCAGCGCCAACCCUCUGAUGGUCCCGAUGCUCCAGCGGGCUCCAGGGAGUCCUCGCUGCUCGAGUGGGUAUUUGUCGGCAACGUCAAAGUGACGAGGCGCCCGCUGCCCCCUGCACCUAGCUCGCCAGAGCCUGGACAGCUGUGA